AUGGCUGGAUUGUGGCAGCAGCUCCUGCCCCUACAGCAGGGUCGAGCUGUGCUUCUCCUCCCCUUCAUCUGUCUUCUAUAUUCACCCUCGAGUGCUCUUCCCUGGGAUACCAAAGCCAGUCCACUCCCUCUGAAGGGUUUUGAGGUGGUGAAGGGAAAUUUCUCCAGGACCUUCCUCCGUGUUGGCUACCAUAAGAUUACAGAGAUCCCUGCAGGAGCAUGCAACAUCAGCAUAAGGGAGACGAUUAAGAGCCGAAACUACCUGGCUCUGCAGACCCAAAGUGGUGUCUCCAUCAUUAACGGCAACUGGGUGAUUGAAAGGCCGGGGAUCUUCAGUGCUGUAGGAACUGAGCUGACGUACAAACGACCCAAUGAAAUACGCUCUCGAAAUGGAGAGUCCAUUACUGCAUCUGGGCCACUGUCUGAAGACCUGCAUCUUUAUUUAAUCUACCAGCAACCAGGCCCGAGUGUAUACUAUGAAUACAUUGUGUCUUUACAAAGCACAACCCCCCCUCAUGAGCCAACCACACCUAUUCCUAUUCUUCCCCUGGCUGAGACAGUGGGACCAACCCAACCAGGGGAGAAGGACCACCAAGGUGAGAUCACCAACAAUGACAUCAUCAAAGAAAAACCCCACCCUAACCAGAUUCCCCUGGAGCCCAGCAUGAAACCCCAAACCACCUACACUUGGACAAACAGUGGGCGGACAGAGUGCAGCACUACCUGUGGGACUGGCAGGCGUCAGGUACUCUGGGAGUGUGUUGAGAAAGAUUCCCAGACGACUGUUCCUGCUAACCUCUGUGACCCUGCCCUUGAACCAACAAACAAGGGAGAAGAGUGCAACACGCAGUCUUGUCCUGCAUACUUUGACAUUGGGGAGUGGUCAGAGUGCAGCAGGAGGUGUGGACCUGGCACUCAGCACCGCCAGGUCAUCUGUCGCCAGGUCACUCAUGUUCACGCCAAUGGGAAGGAGACAUCGGUUACUGUGGCACAGGAGCUGUGUGGGACGUCUGAUAGGCCAGUGACCAAGUCUAGAUGCCAGUUAAAGAUUUGCAGCCAGUGGGAGAUACGAUCUAAGUGGAGCUCGUGUUCUGUGCCAUGUGGACUGGGCCAGCGCAGCAGGGAAGUGGUGUGUGUGAGCAACCAGGGUGAGGUGGAGGAGGAUGCAGAAUGCAAUAUGAACCUAAAACCAGACACUCUACAGAACUGUGACAUGGGAGCCUGUGCACGCAGCUGGUUCACCUCCCUCUGGAGCCAACGGUGUUCAGCAGAGUGUGGACAAGGCAAUCAAACACGGACCACAGUGUGUCUGAUGGAUCAUGUGACUGAUCUGCCAUUGGACAGCUGCGAAGGGGAGCGCCCACCAGAAGUGAAAUCAUGUGACUCAGGUCCCUGCAAGAACAGCCUGGAGUGGUACACCGGACCCUGGGGUCAGUGUUCUGCAGAGUGCGGUAAUGGCACACAGAGCCGGAGUGUGGCUUGUGUUUUCAACGAUGAUGGUCGUAUGGAAGUUGUGGACCAGUUCAAAUGUUCCAAUCUCUCUCAACCAAUCACAGCUCAGCCCUGCAGACUGAAGCCAUGCGGUGUCCAGUGGUACGUCACAGAGUGGAGUGUGUGUUCACGCUCCUGCAACACGGGCUACCGUGUGCGUGAGGUGCGUUGUCUUGCCGACAACAUUUCCCCAAGCACCCUCUGUGACCCGACUUUGACCCCAGAAAGCCGAGAAGAGUGCAACAAACAUCCCUGUGUAGCUGAGAUAAAUCCUUCAUGCAGCGACCAGUAUCACAACUGUGUAGUGGUGGUCCAAGCUCGUCUCUGUGUUUACCCUUACUACAGAAGUGUCUGCUGCGCCUCCUGCUCCCGUGCCCAGAAAACAUACCACAACACACUUCAAAGGAACCACAUCCGCAGGUGAUGCUGCUACUGAGACUGUUUCAUCAUCACACCAAACCAGAUGAAGAAUAACAUCAAUGUACACACACACACACACACACACACAAUGUAGUGUAGAGAGUGUUUUCAUUCUCAGUGUAACUUUUAAACUGGUCAAAUAUAAGAACUUGUAUAUUUAUUCUUAAUAAAGGGUGUGUAACUUAUUCUACUUAGCUGUUGUUUGUUAUAAUGAAGGAAUUUGUUGGAAGGGUGAAGCAUGAGCCUUGGAAGAUCCCAUGACAUUUUAAAGAUGAUCCAAAUCACAUGGUGGACUCACAAAUUACAUUUUAAAAAUGUGUUGCGAGACGGGGCCUCCUGUUUAUAUUGGCUAUUUAAAUAUCCUUUCCUUAUAUUUCCUGUGUAAGUGAUGGGGACAAAAUCUACACUUAAAAAAAAAAAAGCUAAAAUAAGUAUGAUUUGACCAACUCUGACAUCUGAAGCUAAAAUAAAACUUCCGCUGACUAAAAGAAGAUUUUGAAUAUUUCAGUUUGAAGACAAGCAAUGUCAAAUUUUUACACCCACUACAAAAGUCCUG
Molecule: messenger RNA, 2466 nt
Organism: Eleginops maclovinus (Patagonian blennie)
Lineage: Eukaryota; Metazoa; Chordata; Actinopteri; Perciformes; Eleginopidae
Gene: adamtsl7
Product: ADAMTS-like 7
Exons: 12
Coding region: 1-1914 (637 amino acids)
Biological process (GO): proteolysis; extracellular matrix organization
Cellular component (GO): extracellular matrix
Molecular function (GO): metalloendopeptidase activity
Source: RefSeq, a predicted model, not a curated record